Molecule: messenger RNA, 3984 nt
Organism: Plasmopara halstedii
Lineage: Eukaryota; Oomycota; Peronosporomycetes; Peronosporales; Peronosporaceae
Exons: 3
Coding region: 1-3984 (1327 amino acids)
Biological process (GO): protein ubiquitination; ubiquitin-dependent protein catabolic process; mRNA processing
Cellular component (GO): nucleus
Molecular function (GO): zinc ion binding; ubiquitin protein ligase activity; nucleic acid binding
Source: RefSeq, a predicted model, not a curated record
AUGUCGAUUCAUUUUAAAUUUAAGUCUGCCAAGGAGUUCGACACGGUGACGUUCCCAGGUGCUGUGAUCCGCGUACUGGACCUAAAGAAAGCAAUAGUCGACAAGAAAAAGCUGGCCAAGGGAUUGGACUUUGAUCUUGUAAUCACAGACGCGCAAAACGGCAAGGUAUAUGAUGAUGAAAACACGCAGUUGCCUCGAAAUACUAGUGUGACGGUCAAGCGCAUUCCCAGCCAGCAGCCAGGCAGUGGCCUUUUAGCCAGGAUGAAACAGGAGGCAGCUAUAGCUGCUGCUGCCGCUGCAGCAGCAGCCAUUCACGCGUCUCCUCCUGUCGUCUCGAUGUCGGGUCCCUCCCCCAUUAUGACGCUUGAAGAUACUCCUGCACAGCAAAUGACCACGCUAUCGUUACAACCUAGUGACCCGGCUGAAGGAGCGCAAACAAUGGAAGAUGAAUUGGCGGCUUUGCAGUCUAUCCACGAGCAAGCGGAGGAUAUGCGUGGAUCAAGGCUCGGCAACAAGACUUGGACGGCGUCUAAUGGCAGCAAUGCCAAUAACGUGAUGAACUAUUACUCGGGUAAUGGUCCGGGAGGAGAAGCAGGUGGACGAGGAAUUGCAGCUGGCGGGCGGGGAUUGGGCCGCGGUGGCCGUGGUGGAGACUUUAGCGGACGAGGAGGCCGUGGUGCGGGCCCCGGCGGUCUCCCCUGCUCGACCAUUGUGGGGAAUCCACCGACUAACUAUGUGUGUUAUCGAUGCGGAACGCCCGGCCACUAUAUCCAAAAUUGCCCUACGAACGGGGACCCAGAAUUCGAUCAGCACCGUGUGAAGAAGAAGACAGGAAUUCCCAAAUCUUUCAUGAAAGCCGUGAGUGAUCCAAGCGAAAUUCCUAUAGGGGUCGGCAAAACGGUAGUAAACGCGCCAUGGGGCGGUUUAGCUGUGAUAGAACCGCAGAAUAAAAACUUCUCUAAAUUAAUGGCCCAAUCGGGCGGCUCGGCCACUUUGGAUCAAUUCAUCUCGAAUCCACCCGAGCACUUGGCAUGUCCCCUUUGCAGACGGCUUAUGAGCGACGCUGUGCUAAUUCCAUGCUGCCAAGAGUCAGCAUGCGAUGAAUGCCUCCGUAGUGCGCUAAUUGAGCAUAAACUGACCUGUCCGCUUUGUAAUGUGAGCAACAUGUCACCAGAGAAGCUGUUGCCAAACAAAGUGCUUCGAACAUCCGUUAAUGAAUUUCUGCGACGAGCACGGACAGAGCACCAAGAACGUGAACAGUUGGUUAAAGAAGCAGAAGAGAAGGCGAUUGCUAAACAGAAAGCAGUAGAAGUAGCGGCAAGCUCUGCUACUCGACGCUCAGGCGAUAGCGCUGAUGCGACGCUUGAAAUAAAAAAAAGCAAAAAAGGUGACGGUGGAGAUGACGAAGAAGACGAAUUUGGUGGGGACAUUUUUGGCGAUGGCGAUGAUAACGAGGAAGCUACCACACCUCAAAAUUCGCGCACGCCUGCGGCUUCUCCCACUAAAAUGCAACAGCUUCCUCCACUGCCACAAGACAAAGAGGAUGCACUUCAGGACGGCGAAGCGUCCGGCUCAAUGCGAAAGAUGAGUGACGCCUCUUCUACUUGCGUCAAUCAGACUGUUGACAAGCCCGAGAAAACAUCUCCUGACAAAGGACCUCCUCCUCCUGGCAUCGAUCAAGGUCCACCUGGACAUUGGGGGCUUGACGGUCCUCGUGGCCCUCUGAUGGGAUACGGCCCUCCCGGCCCUUGGUUUGAUGGCCGUCCUCGAGGUCCAUGGUUUGAUGGUCCUCCUGGGCCAUGGUUUGACGGUCCAUUUCCUGGUCCCCACGGCCGUGGUGGCCGAGGCCGCGGCGGUCGAGGAAUGCCUCCUCCAGGAUUUUUUGGCGGUCCUGGACCAGACUAUUUUGGCCCCCCGCCUGGACAUCCUGACUACUUUGGUCCUCCUCCACCGUGGUUCGAUGGUCCAAUGCCGCCUUUUGUUGGGCGCGGGGAUCGCUGGUUUGACGGGGUAGAACGAGGAAUAUCUCGCGGACGCGAUGAUGACCGCCGACGUGAUCGCUCUACUUCGCGCGGUAGAGAUCGUUCCCGCACGCGGGAUCGCUCAUCUGGUCGCGAGGCAAAGAGCGGACAUGACCGUCGUGGUUGUGACGAAAAAGACGCUCGCAAAUCGAGCAGUCGUGAUCGAGAGCGAUCGCGCUCUCAGCGCUCUCAGCGCUCUCGCAACAAGCGCAGUCGUAGUCCAAGUUGUAGCCGAAGCAACAGGCCAAUGCAGAGAAGAUCGCACAGUCAGAGCAAAUCUCGCAUUAGACCAGACAGACUGAAUCGGGACCGUACUCAUCCGUCAAGAGCUUCGUCAUCACGUCGUCCUCGAAGUACAAGUCGCGGCCGCCAUCAUUGUGAUAACAAAAAGAGUAGCAGCAGCCGUGAUGAUUAUAAGGCAAGCAAGGAAAGCAAAGAGUCACCAAAAAUCUCUAAUGAGAAAGAAAAAGUGCCCAAAGAAGAAAAAAAUAACGAAAGUACAGUUAAAGAUGUCAAGCUGGAUCAAGUUGCUGCACCUGCAAUCGACCUUGACUUUUUGGCAGAACCGCUGGACGUAGAAGUGCCCAGUGAAAGUGAGACUCCUUCGACUCCACAGAAAUCGAAUCUUAGAAAAAGCGAGAAAAGUAUGGCAGACAAAGUUACUAAGGAGGUUGAUAAAAGCUCUCAUAGUGGUGAUGGUGAUCGUGGAAAAAAACUUAACAAGCGCAAUGGUAGUCACUCCUCUUCUCGUAAAUAUGAGAGAUCUAGUAGUCGCUCUAGCCGUGCACGUGCUCGUGACCGCGAGAGUGACCAGGGCCGCGAUCGCGACAGACGCAAUCGUGGUUCAUCAUCCAAUAAAAAAGCAGAAUCUUCAUCACGCAGUCGCCGUAGCCGCUCACAUUCCCGAUCCGUUUUGCAGCGUGUUUCAUCGCGAGAUUCAUUACGCAAGCGUGCUGAUGCAGCAAAUACUUCACGUGCAAAAGAUCGCAAUAUUGGCAGAGAUCGUGAUCGCGAUCGUGAACUAAAUGAUCGUAAUCAAGGAAAUCGCGUUCGAGAGCGUGGUGAUCGUGGUCAAGUAGGUCACGUUCGUGAACGUAGUGACCGUGAUCGCGGAAAUCGCGGUCGAAGCCGUGAUCGCAAGCACAAUCGUGACCAGGAUCGUGCGCGGGUCAAAGACCGAUCUCGUGAUCGUAAGAGUGCUUCAAAGACAGGUUUCCCACGAAAAAGUUCUGCAAUGGAUAAUGAAAAGACUCACGAGAAACGUGAUACAACAAGUAAGGAAAAGAUAUCCGAAAAGGGUUCAGAGAAAAAUCGUGCAAAGUUGCCCGAGAAAACUCGCGAGAGGGCUCCAGAAAAGACUCGCGAGAGGGCUCCAGAAAAGACUCGCGAGAGGGCUGACGUGAAGUCUUGCGAGAAGUCUAGAGAAAGUAGCCGCAAAGAAUUUAGUCGUGACGAUACUCAAGACAAUAUUCGCGAGAGGGUUCAAGAGAAGACGAACGAGAAAGCUGGAGAGAAGCCACACGAGAAAGCGCAAGAUGAGACUGAAGAUAAAGCUCAGGAGAAAACUCGCGAGCGCGAACGUGAUCGCCCUCGUGACCGCAAAGACCGCGAAGGAAAACGCGCUCGUGAGGUUGAAGACAAUAAGAUAGGAACAGGCAGUGACAGGAAACGCCGUCGCAGCAUUGAGAAGGAGCGUGAGCGCCGUAGUGAGAAAGGAUCAAGUAAUGGUACGAAUGGUCGCGUCGUAACUACGUCUCGUGGCUCUCGCGGAGGCCGCAAUCGUCGUCGUGGUGGUGGCGGUAAGGAUGACGACAAGCGGCGGAUCGAGGUUGAUGGCGAACGCAAAAGCGGUGGUAAUGACCGCAAAAGGCCCAAUCGUAAGAAAAGUGAUGAUCGCAAGGGAUCCGGUGAGCCUGCAGCCAAAAAGCGAUCCGUACUGGAUCGACUUGGCCCCAAAAUCUAG